UUCAAAAACUCUUUUUUAUUUUUAAUAAGACAAAUAAUCACCUCAAAUCAUGGCUGGUUUUGGUAUUCUAAGAAUUAGUUUCAUUCCUUAUCAAAUUCUCGAGGAAAAAGGAGGAAUUCAGAAAGAUGUAUUCGACGCUCAAAAACAACCGCAACUUGAUGGACUACCACCAGGUGGCGCUGAUACAACACUUUCUACGGACGUCACGUCAUCACUGAGCUUAAUUAAAGCCAAAUUCCUAAACCACCUGACCAGAAAAAUUUACCAGCAUACCGUAUCACUACUUUAUCGGGACACUUUCGAAGCACAUGUUAUGGAUAGUAUCAGCAAAAUUGCCGCAAAAAAUGGAGCCGUAGCACCAAUGUGAUAUAAUUGUUAUGAGGUUCUUUAUUUAAGAC
Loa loa (African eye worm) is the source of this 398-nucleotide messenger RNA. RefSeq lists its product as hypothetical. Bases 50 to 367 code for a protein of 105 amino acids. The record is from RefSeq and is a predicted model, not a curated record. The transcript has a single exon. NCBI's taxonomy places the organism in Eukaryota, Metazoa, Nematoda, Chromadorea, Rhabditida, Onchocercidae.